UCAAUACAUCUCGACGGAUUUAGAUGUGUCGAAGUGGUUGGCAGUAUUUUGUAUUUGUAUUUUGCAUUUUGUAUUUUAUUUAUAUAGCACCAAUUUAAUACAACGUUAGUUGUCCAAAGUGCUUCACAGUGCCAAGAGCAAACAAAAGUAUAAAUAAAAACAAAUAAAACAAUGUAAAACACACACAUAACAUAUUAAACAUCACUCUCCAUAAUUAGAAUUUGCAUUCAGACUUAAGCAAAUGUGAUUUUAACAGAUAAAGAUUUGAUGGAUCUAAUAGCGACUCGAUCACCUUUGUGUUUGUAUUUUGUCUUAGCAACGGCAAGUCGAUAUUUGUUUUCAGAUCUCAAGGAUCUGGGCGGAGUAACGUUACACGUUACACUGUGACCAUCCUAGACAGGUAAAUAGGCGCUAAAUUGUGAAUGGCCUUAAAAACAAGUACGAGAAUCUUAAGAACAAUGCGAUAACGUACUGGCAACCACUUCAUUGAACCUAGUAACACAGUUAUUCAAAAUAACUAGGACAGUACAAUACCAGCUUUUAUAAAUGGACAGUUACUGGUUAAAGUAGCCUAACCUUAUGUGUUUUGUAAAUGGUCCUCGAUUAAAGUACAAGCCAGAUAUAAUCACAGCGCUCGAAACAAGGUUGUAACACUUUUGAAAUGACAAAACCUUAGAAGACUGAUUAGAUACUUAUAUUUCACGUGCUAAGUAAUGAAUUAUGGUUUUGUGUUUAAAUACAAGAAUAAGCUCGCGACAUUAUUUACAGUUUGAAUGAUGCACUUACAUGCAACCGAUUUGAAGCGACAAAAAAUGAAUCACAAAUCGUUUAUUCAUCAAACAGGGCGUGGCAUGAUGAAUCCCCAAAUAAAUCUUCGCGUUUUUCACGCAAAAGUUCAAGAAUCGCUCUCUGCUCCUUCAAAAAGUAGCUACAGUAACACAUUUGCACUGUGAAUUAGCGCUGAGGAGAAGCCACGCCCACGUAGUGGUUCGAACCAAUAGGGUACUGGCUUUGGUACUGUCGAAAUUAGCAUAGAAACACACGUUCAUGAACUGGCAGAACGUUACAGAGUUCUAUAAUGUUAUCAUAAUGUAUGUGUAAGCAUGUGGGCAAAAACUAGCCUUACUUUGCUCAUCCUGCAGCUCACUCACAACAGCGAAUAUGGGACAACUCAAUUCAUGUUGUAAGCCAGCAAUAAAGGAUUGUGAUAGUGUGUACAAAUACUGUACACCAGCACAAUCUUCCACAAGUAAAGUGGAAAACCAUCCACAUCCAAUUGUGGAUGGUAAAAAAGAGAGAGGAAGGAAGGAGGAUGCUUUUAAAAAGAAGAGAAGGUUUUGGAAGUGGGCCUUUUCUCAUCGAAGAGGUGGCAAAAAAUACCUCAAGACCACCUCAGGUCAGGGUAGUGAGGAAAACCAGGAUACUGAGGCAGCCGAAACACCUUCAGACGGUCCAUCUGCAAGAAGUUCUGAUGAUCAUAUUUUUCUCCAGCAUGCCAUCCUAACUGUAGAGAACCAUGAUCGUCAAGAUCUUUGUACCAGUAAUCCUAAAGUCCUUCCCACUGGCCAGCCUGAGGCUGAUGAUAAUUGCCUCCAUCUUACAGUUCGCGAAUGGAGCGACAACGUCCUCCCCACUCCAAUCCACUCUGCUUUUGACUGGAGCACUGAUGUCCUCCCCGCUCCAGUCUGCUCUGCAUCUGAUUGGAGUGCUGAUGUCCAACCCACUCCACUUCACUCCACGCCUGAUUGGAGCGCUGACAUCUUUCCCGCUCCUGACAGCUCUGCAUCUGACUGGGGCGCCAAUGUCGAACCUACUCCAGUUUGCUCUGCGCCAUAUUUGAGUGUCAAUAUCUUUCCCACUCCUCUCAGCUCUCAGUCUGAUUCAAGCACUGAUAUUCUCCCUGCUCCUGUCCACUCUGUGCCUGACUGGAGCACUGAUGUCUUCACUGCUUCUGUCCACUCUCCAUCUGAAUGGAGCUCCAACAUUUUCCCCGCUCCUGUCCACUCUGGGUCUGACUGGAGUCUCGAUGUCCUCCCCGCUCCAGUCUGCUCUGCAUCUUAUUGGAGUGCUGAUGUCCAACCCACUCCACUUCACUCCACGCCUGAUUGGAGUGCUGACAUCUUUCCCACUCCUGACAGCUCUGCAUCUGACUGGAGCGCCGAUGUCGAACCCACUCCAGUUUGCUCUGCGCCAGAUUUGAGUGUCAAAAUCCUUUCCACUCCUCUCAGCUCUCCAUGUGAUUCAAGCACUGACAUUCUCCCUGCUCCUGUCCACUCUGUGCCUGACUGGAGCACCGAUCUCUUCACUGCUUCUGUCCGCUCUCCAUCUGAUUGGAGCCUCAAUAUUUUCCAGACACCAGCGCCUACUGCAUCUGACUGGAGUGUCAACAUCCUUCAAGCUCCAGCCAGAUCUGUGUCGGACUGGAGUGUUGAUGUUCUGCAAACAUCAAUCAGUACAACAGAGGACCUUGUGUCUUUUGAGAAUGAUGGGGAAGUGGCGACGAGAAUUGAGGUUAUCAAUUCUCAACACUACAAAAUUGGCAAUUUGCUGGGUGAAGGAUGUUUCGGAGCAGUAUAUGAAGGGAGUCGUUUGGAAGAUGGCGUCAAGGUAGCAGUGAAAUUUGUUACAAAGACGGAGAAUGUGGUUUAUAUCAGCAUUCCGGGGCAUCCCAAACCCCUCCCAGUGGAGGUUGCUCUGUUGAUUCUUGCCAAUGAAGGUCCCAGAGUUUCUGAGAUCAUCGAACUCCUGGACUGGCAGGAUCGACCCGACGAUUACAUCAUGGUCUUAGAGCGGCCCUCACCUUGCGAGGACUUGUUUGGUGUCGCAGAGCGCCACGGAGGCUUCAUCGAUGAGGAGUUAGCACAGGUUGUCAUGAGGCAGGCAACCCACGCUGCACUCAUGUGCUGCCAACGUGGUGUGCUACAUGGCGACAUCAAACUCGAGAAUCUGCUGUUUAACGAGGACACCUUUGAAGUAAAGCUGAUCGACUUCGGGUGCGGUGAUCUUCUUGUGAACUCACCAUAUAAUUUGUUUAUAGGCACAGAUCUGUACUGCCCGCCUGAGUAUACAAUGGAGGGACAGUACCAUGGCGAGCCAGCGACAGUGUGGUCGCUUGGUGUACUAUUGUUUGCAUUGGUGUGUGGGGAUUAUCCAUCCAACACUGACCUGGAUGUCAUCAAUGCAAAUCUCUGGUCCAAAUCUGGCUUAUCAAAAGAAUGCUGCCAUUUGAUUGGUUGUCUCCUGCAAUAUAAUCCUGAGCAGCGGAUUCAGUUAGACAAGAUCCUCCUUCACAACUGGCUUAAGGUCACAGACGUGGAGGUGACACUGUAAAUAGGGUCAUUAAAAUGACAGGAACCUUUCAGGCUGCUCCUUUCACAGCUGCCCCAGAUGUUCUUGUCAAAGCCAGUACACCAAAGUACAACUCUCUUCCAGAGUCCCAGUGCAUCCUGCACCCUGUCCCAUCUGCUGUCUUGGCUGCCCCAGGCCUAGAGCUCCCUUUAAUGGCUGCAACCUAAGCAGUGCCCAAGACCACCCCAGUCCAGAUCCCUCAUGAUAGCCUCCCCAGAUGUUAAUGCUACUGCCCCCAAAGAGACGGCAGUGGCAUUAACAUCUAGGGCAACUUCAGAGUUCUUUGUCAUAGUCUGCUUGCUCCCUGAGUUGCCGUCUCAGCUGCACCAUCCUCAGAGCUCCCUCUUUCAGUCUCCUGGUCUCAAAGUUCCAGUCCUAGAGAAAUUAGCCAGUGCCCAACACCACUCCAGUCCAAAAGCUCUCUCUUUCUCUUGCCAUCCAGAUCCCAAAGGAUCCAUCUGGCCUCUCCAGAUGUUAAUGCCACUGCCGCCAAAUAGACAGCAGUGGCAUUAACAUCUGGGGUAUCAUCAGAGUAUGAAUGGUCCCUGAGUUGUUGCCUCAACUGCCCCAGAGUUCCCUUUCUUUGCCACCUUGUACCAGAGCUCCAGUCCCAGAUAAACUAGCCAGUGCUCAAGACCACCCCAGUCCAAGAGCUCUCUCUCUCUUUCAGGCCAUCUAGAUCCCUCAUGAUGCCCUCCCCAGAUGUCAGUGCCGCCUGCCCCAAAGAGACAGCAGUGGCAUUAACAUCUAGGGCAACUUCAGAGUUCUUUGUCAUAGUCUGCUUGCUCCCUGAGUUGCCGUCUCAGCUGCACCAUCCUCAGAGCUCCCUCUUUCAGUCUCCUGGUCUCAAAGCUCCAGUCCUAGAGAAAUUAGCCAGUGCCCAACACCACUCCAGUCCAAAAGCUCUCUCUUUCUCUUGCCAUCCAGAUCCCAAAGGAUCCAUCUGGCCUCUCCAGAUGUUAAUGCCACUGCCGCCAAAUAGACAGCAGUGGCAUUAACAUCUGGGGUAUCAUCAGAGUAUGAAUGGUUCCUGAGUUGUUGCCUCAACUGCCCCAGAGUUCCCUUUCUUUGCCACCUUGUACCAGAGCUCCAGUCCCAGAUAAACUAGCCAGUGCUCAAGACCGCCCCAGUCCAAGAGCUCUCUCUCUCUUUCAGGCCAUCUAGAUCCCUCAUGAUGCCCUCCCCAGAUGUCAGUGCCUCCAGCCCCAAAGAGACAGCAGUGGCAUUAACAUCUAGGGCAACUUCAGAGUUCUUUGUCAUAGUCUGCUUGCUCCCUGAGUUGCCUUCUCAGCUGCACCAUCCUCAGAGCUCCCUCUUUCAGUCUCUUGGUCUCAAAGCUCCAGUCCUAGAGAAAUUUGCCAGUGCCCAACACCACUCCAGUCCAAAAGCUCUCUCUUUCUCUUGCCAUCCAGAUCUCAAAGGAUCCAUCUGGCCUCUCCAGAUGUUAAUGCCACUGCCGCCAAAUAGACAGCAGUGGCAUUAACAUCUGGGGCAUCAUCAGAGUAUGAAUGGUCCCUGAGUUGUUGCCUCAACUGCCCCAGUGUUCCCUUUCUUUGCCACCUUGUCCCAGAGGUGACACUCACUCCCGCAUUCUCUCUUGGGCCAUCCUGAUCCCAAAAGGUCCAAUCAUAGCUUCCUCCUUUCAGAGAUCCUGGUUGCUGUCCUGGCUGUCACAGUUCCAGGGCUCCCUGUCUCUGCCACCCCAAGCCUGCACUGGGCUCUAUUGUAAAUAAACAGAUGAUAUGCAUAAACUGAAUGAUUGUUUCUAUAACAACAGUAUUACUAAUGCUCAAUUAAAUGAUUUUUGUCUGGGAUUUUAAACAUUUACCCUCAGAGAAGAAGCAUGCAGCUCACCUGGAAGCAGUUCACCUGGAAGCAGGUAAUUAUUUCAGAAAAGGUCAAGUGACUCUACUGAGCCCACACCACGUCUUUCAUGUUUUUUUUUUCCCAAAGUGGGUAUUUAAUAGAUCUAAACAUUCAGGUUUUGACAUACACAUUCAGCAUUAAAUAACUUGAUCUAACUGCAAAUGUGAAAUGUCUAAAGUGAGCUUAUAAGGCACUUUUGUGCCAUUAAAGCCCGCCUCUGUAUAAAUUCACCUGACCUGCAUGCCUUUGUUCCUCUAGAGUACUUAUAGGAAACCCAUACCUGAUUUAAUGAAGUCAACAGACCACAUUAAGACAAAUGUCGUCGGUAUUUCAGUGUUGGAGUGAGUAAUAGGAUUUGGCCUAGAGUAGGAGUGUUUGAAUGUUUCUAGCCAUUUUGACAUUUAUAUAGAAACAACUAUAUGUGAGGACUAAGUUACAUUUCUUUUAACUGCUAAUUUUCACAGGUAGGUGGUAUAUUUUCAAAACUCUUUGUACAAAACUGAUCACACGUAGCAGCUAAUCAGUAACUCAAAACUUGCUAUUGUUCUUGCAUUAAGCUUGUGCUGUGCAUGUUUCUGAAAUCUGACAGAUUUUUCUGAGAAAAAAAAACACAAAACAAUAUCUUCUGUGCUAGGCUGUGGCAAACGAGUAAAAAGAACGUGGUUACAACUUCAGUAGAAUUAUAAUAAUAUUCUUUGUAGAUACAGCCCAGGUUUGUUGCUUUUGUGAAUUCUUUGUUUUUAUAUUACCUGUAAAUUUGCUGAGGAGAUGUCUGCUGCCCUCAUGUGGCUGUGAGAUGAAGCACAAUUAUUUCACACCACCGUUAAAAGGUACAUUGCAGUUAGCAAAGCCUUAUAAAAUAAAAUAAAAUAAAAUAAUAUUCCUGUAAUAUGAUCAUACUUCUGCAGAUUGUUAGAAAUGGAAAAUAGAUCACUUUGGAUGUCUUCUGAGAGAUCAUGGCUCAUGGAUCUCAUGGAAAUUCUGCAUCAUUUUCCUUGAAAGCAAAGGUUUCUAUUUGUCUAUUUUUGGGGGAACCAUCCCUUUAAUUUCAUACACACAAUGAAGGCAGCUCAUAUGAAAGUUAAUAGUAUUGCGUAAAAAAGAAAAAAACAUUUUAAAUCUUUUGCAACAUCUUGAAAAGUAAGAAAUGGGCAGCGUUUCAUGGCCUAAUAGACUUUUUUUUUUUACUCUGAAACACUAUGGACAGUGUGUGUGCAAGGAAGAUUUAAAUAAUGUGAUCUAGUGGAUUAAACAGCCAAUAAAGUGGCAGUAUUUUCCAGGUACAGAACCUUCCUGACAUAUAAAACAGAGUUUUUUGUACUUUUCUCCUAUUUUCUGCAUUCUAUCACCCUACACUUUGUCUUAAGUCGUACAAACUCCUUUAUCUUUGUCUGCGUUUGGUUUUCUGUUUGUGCGUGUGAGAAGGAGAGAGUUUAGCAAAGCCCAAGGGACUGAAACUCUGCCAGAAAUGUAAGAAGAGCGAAGGGAUUGGACCGUUCAGGGAGUGAGAAAGUAAAAAUGGGUUGUGCAAGUGCCAGACAUCUUCCCUGAUGGAUUCAUUUGGGAGAGAUCCAGCCUCAUCUGGAAGGCUGUCAGGUCCCACUGGAGGUUUUAUUGGGUGACAAGCAUUGUGUUGGCUGUCUCUUUACAGCUCUGGAUGCAGACCAAAACCGUUGCUCAACUCAGAAGACGACAAAUUUUGCUCUUUUUAGUCCUGUGAAAUAUGCUGAACUCUGGCACUUAGCCUGUGAAAUGCUCAUUUUAUGUAGUGCAUCCAUUUUCUCCAUGUUUUUAACAACUUUUAAGAAUGGAAUGAGGGACCACAGCCUGCAAAUCUAUCGAAUGCUUAAAUUUCAAUAUGCAUCCUUGCCAAUAGAUGACCUACUUGACAUGCAGGCACAAAUUUGAAUUCCUCUGUAUGGAUAUAAAUAUAAUGGAUUAAAAUAUGAUCCUAUUGGAAAGCAGUUUAACGUUGUUGGGAACUGUUCGUUCGCUGAGGAGCAAUUUGCAUGUAAAUCAUUCUUCCUUUUUUCACACCAUUUCUCUGGUUCAGAUGAUGACUAAUGCCAUUUUUUUGCUAUGUGACAUGAUUGUAUAUUGAAAUUCAUGCAUUCCAAUGAUUAACUAGUCUGUAUUUUUAUGCAGAAACAAUUAGUCAUAAGCUCAAACUACUCAAAAAGGGGUGAUUUGACUUGACAACAGUACACUUUUUUGAGUUUGAAAUGCAAACUAUUGUCUUCUCAACUAGAAUAAAAUAAAGUAGGCAUGUUUGUAACAGCUUUGAAUGCGUUUAGGUUGGUUGCAAGUGUUUCCGUAAUCAUUUAAAUUUAUUUCAAGAUAGACACUAUUAUACAGCAAUAGCAUGGUAUGUUCGUAUUUUACAUCAGCUUGUUAUUGCCUGAAUUUCAUGAGACACAUACAGUACAAACUUGUACAGUAUUUUCAGGACAGAAUUUAAUGACAGUUUUA
Megalobrama amblycephala (Wuchang bream) is the source of this 7683-nucleotide messenger RNA. RefSeq lists its product as uncharacterized. Gene Ontology annotation, biological process: protein autophosphorylation; negative regulation of apoptotic process; regulation of mitotic cell cycle. The record is from RefSeq and is a predicted model, not a curated record. The coding region runs from base 1162 to 3330 and encodes 722 amino acids. Gene Ontology annotation, cellular component: cytoplasm. Lineage: Eukaryota; Metazoa; Chordata; Actinopteri; Cypriniformes; Xenocyprididae. The transcript is spliced from 8 exons. Gene Ontology annotation, molecular function: protein serine/threonine kinase activity; ATP binding.